GAUGAAAGUGUUCGCACACCGACACAGUACCAGGCCAUUUUGGCGGUAGCCAGGAACGACUUCCUGAAAAUCUUUCGGAAGCUCGUCUCAAGCGCACAGGUCCUCUCAACAGAGGAGACCAGCUAUCGCCGCUACUGCACGGCACUUUUGGUGUUACGUCACUUUCAGUGCCCGGCAGCUGUGCAAGGCCUGACAGUGUCAGAGUGGGUCAACAGGAAGGAAGUUGACGACAGGGUGGUGAUUGGCUUCGGCCGAAAUGAAACGAUGCAGCCAGCUGCCUGUUUUGCCUUGACAAAGGAGGAGGAAGCUUGGUUGCAGGCAUAUUACUCGCACAUCCGGCCAAGAGUGAUCAGGAGUGACCUGAACUGUGACAGGUUCUUCCUUUCGUCAGCUGGCACUGCUUUGCUCACAGUUUCGAAUGACCUCGGUGUGCUCCACAAAGCUUAUGAAAAAAGCUGGAGUAUGGGAACACUCGAAAACUUUUUAAGAGCCACCAGUCGUCAGGCGAGAGGUGCUUUAGAGAUAGCGGCGGCUAACCUGACGGACACGGAGAAGGAGGCCGUGUCCUCUUACCUGGCCUACAACACUGCUGUGGCAAAACUGCGCAGAGUACCUACGCCACAGACUGUAGUGGCCACGGCUACACUGCUGGACUCCUUGGCAGGGUAGGGUUCUUCCUCUUAAACAGACACGAAACAUCACAAUUGCAUGUAUUUGUUGUUCACCUAAUUUCUAAUAUGUUAACACAUACCUUCUUUCCUCUUACAGCACUGACACCGACCGGUUUUCCGGUCCAUCGGGCACGAAGUCUUUGGACUUUGCAGACUUUUUAAUGAAGUUUCCGGCAUCGGCAGACAGCAAAGCACCCACCAAACUGGACAGGUUAAAGGCAGGGUUUCCGGGCGAUCGUGUCUUCUACGACAAGUGGCGUGCCGCCCAAAAGGCCAAAAGAAUGGAACGGCUGCUGAAGGCCUUUACCCGAAAACCCCAAGAAAGCACGGUGAAAUACGGGAUUCUGAAGGAAGGGUGGAAGAACAACUGUCCAAAGCCAGCGGACGUUUUGGCGGCUUGGAAACCAGCCACCAAACUUGUCAUCGAGACUGAAGAGGAUCUCCACCGGAACGUGUCUCAGCAGACGUUGAAAGGCCUGGCCAUCAAAGAUUUUGGUGGAGAGAAAGGGCUAGGAGUUGUUGCAACCCAACCCUUUUCCAAGGGUGACAUCGUGUGUAAUUACCAUGGGAAGGUAAUCACAUAUGCCCAGGGAAAAGUCAUGAUGCAGAAUCUACAGGAUGAAACAGGGUACCUGUUUUUCUUCAGGACCGGCCAGAGGCAUCUCUGCAUCGACGCCCAGACUUUUCCCUGUGAAUGCCAUCCCUGUGCAGACACUGUGGGCAGAAGACUGAACCAUUCUUCCAAGCAAGCCAACCUGUGUCCAGAACCUUUCGUUUUGAAGGUGAAUGUACAGGACGUGGAUGUCAUCCUCUUCAAGGCCCUGCGGGACAUCAGUGUGGACACUGAACUGAAGUUUGACUAUGGGGUGAAAAGGAAGUCCUUCCGAGGAGAGGGCCAGGAUCUGCAAUGGCUAGAUGAGUGAUUUUGCUCAUCUGAUGAUGUGCUAUGCUAGUCAAACGGGGUUCAGAUCCCUAUGUUGUAAAUUAUGUCAAUAUUUUAAAAGCCUAAUUCUGUGUAGACUGUUACUAAGA
Molecule: messenger RNA, 1703 nt
Organism: Ictalurus punctatus (channel catfish)
Lineage: Eukaryota; Metazoa; Chordata; Actinopteri; Siluriformes; Ictaluridae
Product: N-lysine methyltransferase KMT5A-like
Exons: 6
Coding region: 833-1594 (253 amino acids)
Molecular function (GO): protein binding
Source: RefSeq, a predicted model, not a curated record